Molecule: messenger RNA, 900 nt
Organism: Rubroshorea leprosula
Lineage: Eukaryota; Viridiplantae; Streptophyta; Magnoliopsida; Malvales; Dipterocarpaceae
Source: the annotation of a GenBank genome assembly
GUAGGAUUUUUGCCCUCCAUAUUAAAAUACAUGGAUUUUUACCCUCAAUGUUUUCGAGUUUGAGGAAAUGAGGAAAAAUUUAAUGCCGGAGCUCACGUGUAGCACGUACACCGUUGGCCUCCGUCAAGUAUGCGCAUGUCAGCGCCAACUCAGAAUUUUUUGACAACCUGGCAUGCCAACUUGGAACCCCACGAGUGGGAAGUUUACCUGCUGCCAAUUUUUUGUGGGUCCCACCGCUGACUAAAGCAGCCUGGGUUCUUUUGAACCCACCUCCAACAGAUCUGCUUUCGCCACAACCGCCUUGCAACGUCAUGUCCCCUGCUUCCGCUAGAUUUGCUUCUGGGUCUGAUGAUUUUGCCAAAUCUGCUUUUGGGUCUAAUGCUUCUCUCUCCACUGUUUCAAUUGAUGAUUACUCUAUCUUUGCUCCUGCUCCUCCCUCCAAGCUAACAACACAUCACACAACCUCCAGAUACCGCCACACCACUCACCUCCUACCUCCACGCCAAGCCCUACUAGAGCCCUCCACGUCUGUUGUUCUUCUACCCUUAUUAGUCCCCUUUCUCACCUCUCUUCCCUACCACCAAGCCCUAACAGAUUCCCUUCUGCCCAUACUAGUCCCUUUCUCGCCUCUCUCCCUCACCACCACCCCAUCUAGUCCACGAUGAACCUUUCACCACCCUAACCAUCCCAAACCAAACACCAACCCCCCUUCCUCAUCCUCCUACCCACCUUAAUCGACCGCCAUUCAGCCAACAGCGCCUCUACCUCCUCCACUAGUGCCUUCAUGUUCUCAAUUGGACAAAAUUCAAAUCCCCAGCAAAAGAGAGAAAUUGGAAGGGAAAAUGUCUCGAUCUAGUGUUGAUGGAGGGAUAAAGAGAGAAAGAAAAUGACAGGAUGAAA